AUGCGAGAUAAUGGUGUCUGUUUGGCUAUUAUUCCAAAAGGUUGUACUCAAUAUAUUCAACUUUUAGAUGUAUAUGUAUUUUCGUCUUUUAAAAAUCAUUAUUACGACUGUGCAGAAGAAUUUCUUGAACUCAAUGGACCUCGAUCAAAAUUGAAAUUAACAUCUUCUCAAAGACGUAUAUUAUGUACUAGACUAACUUCGUCAGCAUGGGCUCGUACUUUACAACCAAUUGAUUUUCAAAAUGCAUUUCGUUCAUUAGGUUAUACUUGGAUAGAUAAUGCGAUUAUCCAACCAAGUCACAUCAAAUGGUACAAAUUCGAUCCAAAUUCUAUUGAAUCGAUUGAAGCAGAGAUUGAUGAUCAAAAUCAUGUUGUAGAAAAACAACAACAGGUGAUUGUUAAUGCAAAUUCGACAAUGAAAACUCAACAUAAACAACUAAGCUUGAAGGACAUGUGGAAAAAGUGA
This is a messenger RNA of Rotaria socialis, 465 nucleotides long. The record is from the annotation of a GenBank genome assembly. Lineage: Eukaryota; Metazoa; Rotifera; Eurotatoria; Philodinida; Philodinidae.